AUGGGGGAUUACAAAUCGAGGCACACGCCUGCAACCCCCGAGGAAAAAGCUAGAUUUCUCCCCUCCAAUGCCCCGCACCCAUAUUACUAUGGCCGGGUUGCUAUUGCCCUGCUCGCUGGCCAUGGGAAAUUGUCACGGGAAUUUGUUGGCCUUUUCGGGUUUAGCGCUACUGGACUGCUGCCCAAGCUGGCUGACUAA
Molecule: messenger RNA, 198 nt
Organism: Aspergillus niger
Lineage: Eukaryota; Fungi; Ascomycota; Eurotiomycetes; Eurotiales; Aspergillaceae
Exons: 2
Coding region: 1-198 (65 amino acids)
Source: RefSeq, a predicted model, not a curated record